Molecule: messenger RNA, 2428 nt
Organism: Megalops cyprinoides (Indo-Pacific tarpon)
Lineage: Eukaryota; Metazoa; Chordata; Actinopteri; Elopiformes; Megalopidae
Gene: plbd2
Product: phospholipase B domain containing 2
Exons: 12
Coding region: 334-1992 (552 amino acids)
Biological process (GO): phospholipid catabolic process
Cellular component (GO): extracellular region
Molecular function (GO): glycerophospholipase activity
Source: RefSeq, a predicted model, not a curated record
UUGCGUCGUUACAACCGAGACAGCACUGGUGGACAUUCAGUAGCGUCUUCACGCAUGCAGUAACGUGAAUAAUAGUAACUUAAUUCGUUGCAAAGUAAUUGGUUUGACUAGAAGCCCUUGCUUCACAGUGGAAACGUAAUCAUCUCUCAAGCAAGCAAGGUUGAUUCAUUUUCAUAAAAACAUUCGUGCUGUUCCCACCACAACGAUUCAGCUCUCGAGUAGUGUAGUGUCUUGCUCUGUUACACUCUUGGAUCGACUCUAUUGCUAUCUCCAACAUUUGACAACAGACCGACGGACUGAAGGUGGACCAAGGUGUACGGGAGGUCUUUUGCGAUGUCUGGUUAUACUGCUUUGUUUUUGGGUGUUUUCACGUCGUUUUUGGUGCCAUGGACGGUGCUUUCCGAGGUCCACUCGGUUGUUCUAGACAGCCUUACUGGAAAACUGUCCCUCGAGCCAGGAUUUCGAGCUGACUUCGUUGCAUGGGCGAAUUUUACCGAUGACAUACAUAACACGGGGUGGGCCUACCUACAAGUGACAACCAGCGGUACCUACAACGACAGCCUACAAGCUUAUGCAGCCGGUGUCGUGGAGGCUGCCGCAACGGCUGACCUCCUCUACAAACACUGGAUGAACACAAUGGUGGGCUACUGUGGACCGUUCAAGUACGAAAGUGGGUACUGCCAGCGGCUCAGGGACUAUAUCCUUACCAACCUGCAGUGGAUGUGGCAGCAAAUGGAGAAGGGAGAAGACUCGGAAUACUGGCACCAGAUCCGCUUGGCCUUGCUGCAGCUGAAGGGGCUAGAGGACAGCUAUAAUGACCAGGUGACCUUCCCCAGUGGCCCCUUCUCAGUCAACCCAUUUGGCUUCUUGCUGUUUCAGAUGGGUGGUGACCUGGAGGACCUGGAGUCAGCCCUCAAUAAAACAACUCAGUCGCGAACUCUGGGCUCAGGCUCGUGCUCUGCCCUCAUCAAGCUGUUGCCGGGUAACAAGGAACUGCUGGUCUCCCAUGACACAUGGAACAACUACCAGUCUAUGCUGAGGAUCAUAAAGAAAUACUCCUUUGCCUACAGGAUGACCCCUGAAGGUAACACCCCUAUUCCUGGAGGGACCCAGGUUUUCUCUUCUUACCCAGGCUCCAUCUUCUCAGGAGAUGACUUCUACAUUCUGAGCAGUGGGUUGGUUACCCUGGAGACCACCAUUGGCAAUAGCAAUGCUGCCCUGUGGAAGUUUGUCACCCCAAAAGGGACAGUUAUGGAGUGGCUGAGAAAUAUUGUUGCCAAUCGACUUGCUGAAGGUGGCAAGGACUGGGCUGCCUAUUUCACCAAGUACAACAGUGGGACGUACAAUAACCAGUGGAUGAUUGUUGACUACAAACACUUCACUCCAGGAAAGUCAGACAUCCAAGACCAGCUUUUCACAGUUUUGGAGCAGAUUCCUGGUUUGAUUGUGUCUGAGGAUAAGACCAAAGAGUUACUUCAGACAGGAUACUGGGCCAGUUACAACAUUCCAUACUAUGAGGAAAUCUUUAAUGCCAGUGGCUGUCCUGAGCUAGUCCAGAAGUAUGGAGACUGGUUCUCCUUUGACAUGAACCCACGGGCCCAAAUCUUCCGCCGCAACCAUAGCCUGGUCACUGACAUGGAGUCUAUGAUCCGCCUCAUGAGAUACAAUAACUUCAAGGAGGAUCCUCUGUCCAAGUGCCAAGGCUGUGACCCUCCCUUCAAUGGUGAAAAUACCAUUUCUGCCCGCUCUGACCUCAACCCUAGCAAUGGCACAUACCCCUUUGGUGCCCUGAAGCAGAGACCACAUGGGGGCACAGAUAUGAAGGUGACGUCGUAUGCUUUGUUCAGGGACUACCAGCUCUUUGCAGCGAGUGGGCCCACCUGGGAUCAAGUGCCUCCUUUCCAGUGGAGCAAAUCCCCGUAUAGUGGGCUGCUUCAUAUGGGACAUCCUGACCUCUGGGCCUUCCCCACUGUUUCAGUCCGCUGGGGUUGAACUGUCCCAUGCCCCACUGGUUCCAUCAGCACCACAGGUCUCUCCACUGUGAGGGCUAGGUCACAUCAGGAGCUCAAGAAACCUUGAUCACAUUUGGAGAGAACGCACAUAAUAGAAUAGGGAGAAUUAAAGCCCAGAAACACAAAGUUGGAGACUGAUGAAUUAGUUGGAAUUUUUUAUGGAUAACACAUAGCAGGCUGGGAUUUACUGCACAGUGUUGAAAAAUGUUCUGCUUUUUAUUGAUUCUUAAUUUUGCAUCCUAAAUACUGUAAAAUAUGCAAGGACGAUUUUGUAAUGACCGUGCCUCUAAUGACUGCACUGUUCAUUUUAGCAAUAUAUUAAAUGUCACCUGAAGUUGGCUGCUAUUAAAAAAGGGGUUUUUUCAGGUGCUUUCCAAAUGGUGGCAGUAAGUCAAGAUGCUUGUGCAGGCCUUAUC